AUUUCAGGUUACUUGAACGCCUAGGCCAAACAACAUAGACAGCCUGACAUACUGUUGGGUAUUCCUUGACAUAUUUUUUUAAACAUAGUUAGAUCAUAUCUAUUAAUUUUGACAGUGAUUCUAAAAUGAACGACGUCGGAGGAUGUAACUUUAAACCUUAAUCUAACGAUGUAGCUCGUUUAUAGCCCAGUAACAUUAGCCACUGUUAGCUAGCAUUAGCAAAAAUGUCAGUUGCUAGCUGAGUUAGCGUUAGCAAGCUAAUGUAGCCUAUAUGAUCACCCGGUAGCAAGUCCGUAAAGUUUGACCAGAGAGACUUGUUUUGGGUGAGUAUGCGAAUGAACUGUUGAAUAUUACUUUUAUUGGCUUGAAAUCAAGAAACAACUGGGUCAAAACCAAGUGCUGGGAAAGCAACAGCCGGCGUUUCAUGUGUUUAUAUGAGCACCGUUGCGUGAUUGAAAUUCUAGCUAGCAAAGGAACGCUCCAUUAGCUGCAGUACAGACAACAUCCACCAAACUGGACAAAACGUUGGAUUUAGUCGGGUUUAAAUCGGGCUCGGCGGGUUCGCUGACCCCUCAGAAGAAGAUGAAGAAAAGGAAGGAGCUCAACGCCUUGAUCGGACUUGGGGACAGCAAGAGAAAGAAGACCAAGAAAGGGUCCGGCCACCGUCUUCUCCGAACCGAGCCCCCGGACUCAGAAUCCGACUCCAGCUCGGAUGAUGACGAGUUCAACAACCUGAGCAGUGGCGCUAACUUUGGCAAGAGAAGCUACACACAGUGCUGCAAUGUGUGCUAUCCCCUGUUUUUGUUCAUCAUACUAGCUGCUUGUGUAAUGGCUUGUGCUGGACUAAUAUGGAUGCAGAUCGCUUUGAAGGAAGAUCUGGACUCACUGAAAGAAAAGCUGCAUAGCAUGGAAUCCAGCCAGAAGGCGUCAUCAAAUGAAAUAACAAAACUAAGCGAGGACCUAAAAAAUAAGCAGAGAAAGCUUGAUGAUAUAGAGAACGGGGACAAGGGAUUGAGCAAACUCUGGUCUAAUCUCACAGAAAUGAACAGAAAGAUCAGUUUGCUAGACUCCGCUGUCAACCAUUUAAAGGCAAACUUGAAAUCAGCUGCUGAUUUAAUCAGCCUUCCUACCACAGUUGAAGAGCUUCAGAAGAGUGUUGCUACCAUUGGCAGUACACUUACAAGUGUCCAACAUGAUGUGAAGACUAUGCAGGCUGCUCUUGAAAAUCAGAAGAAAGAUGACAAUGACAUGAAGAAGACUAUGGACAUAUCAGACCUGAAAAAAGCAGUAAGCGAGGCUAACAAGACUGAGGAGCUGCACCACACAUGGACUGAUGAACAGAUCCACCUCCUCCUCUCCACAGUAGCAGAUCUUUCCCACAGACUGUCUUCUUUAGAGAACAGCUCAAACCAACCACCAAAGCAGAGCCUUUUGUCUGCUUCACAGUUGCAGGACAGUGACACAGCUGUGAAAGUAUCAGUCAGCAGUGAAAGUCCAUUAGCUGAAAUGGUGAAAGAAGAAACCACAACCAAAGCAACACCUAGAGAUGUGCAAGAGAUAUCCACUCCACUUACAAAGACACCGAUAAGCAGACGUCCACGCUUCCUCACCCCAAACCGCUCUAAGAGAAACGCUGUGAGAAGAUGCCCAAAGAGCGUGUCCCUGCCUGGUAUCAGUUCUCUGAAAGACCUAGAGGACCUCUUCCUGCACGUAGGUGUUGCAAGUAAUUCACUCGGAUUGACCUACUCUGACCUAAAGAAAGUAUUUGGACUGGUAACUCCCAAAGCCAGUACCUUGGAGUGCUAUGACAGUGACGGGGACCAGAGGUAUUCCCUGAUGGAGCUGAGGGCUGCUGUACGUUUGUGAGCAAAGCAUUGCUGACAGCAGUGAACAGUAUUGAAACCCAGCAGGGUCUGGGGUUCGGAGUUCCCGACCCUCCUCUGUAAUUGCUGCACUUUUGUGAACUGAAUAUUUAUCAUACUGAUUGUGGGAAAGUGGCGCUGGCAUGCCCUCUAAUCACUCACUUCCCUUCCCUGGUCUGUUUCAGUACAACCUCAGCUACAAAACAUAAGCUUAAAUUUUUAAAAUAACAUGAUGGUGAGUGGAUGCAAAAUACUAAUAAUUAUUAUUUUAGCUGUUUCCUUGGUUUAUAUGAAAUACACCAAUGGAAAUAAGUGUUGUGAAUAAUUUUGAUCCCGUUUCCUAUGUCCAGUUUUCGGACUUAAUUGUUUUCCUGCACAUUGUUUGGUUCUUUUACAGAUUUCUCUCAUCUUGAUGUAUCAUUUUUAUUUGUGUUUCCUGAGGAUGCUGUAGUUAUUAGCAGGUGUUUCCACCCAUUAACACCACAUACUAAUCUGGUACAGCUCACCUGUACCUUAUUUAUAUAACCUGGGGUAGAAUUUUAUGAAUGUUUACAAGACUACUAGAAACAUACUUUUUGUGAGAUGCUGAUUUUGUUUUUAGCUAGUUUCCUAACUUAAGUAAACAAUACAAUAUGGAGCAUAAGAGUAAAGACUUUUAUAUGCUCUUUUCUAAAUGAAACAUUAAGUUUCUACUUGUAUGUGUUUAUCUUCAGGUAGUUGCUGCAUUAUGAUUUGAUUCAUGUGUUUUAGUCCAUUUCUCUAUUUUUUUUCCUCCUGUCUUUGCAGUGAUGUAUGACUUGAAGGGCUAUGAACACUGUGCAUCAUUCAGAAAGAGUUUCAAAUGGUUACUCGUGACAUGUAGCAAUAACAAAAUGACUUGGGUAUUGUUUAACAUUGCAGUAGAUCUUUUUACAAUGACAGAUGGCACACUUAUCUCACAAUGUUUAACAGGUAGUAGAUGAAGCACUGACGAUCACUCCAUACUUGAUUCCUUUAAUUCCAGUGUAUGGGCCUAAUAAUGGUGUAUUUACAUAACAAAAUCCUCUUACUCAACAUUGUAUAGAUGGGUAAUUAUCUGGGGUGAAAAUGGUUGAGUUGGUAAAUUUGCAAACACAUUUAGCAUUUUCUGUUGUGCUUUGCAUGUUGCUUCUUAUGUAACAUGAACAAAUUAUUUAUGAACUUAACAUACUCGACUCUUUGUUUUGCAGGACAAUGGUUAAUUGAGCUCAAUCUGUAACAGCUUUGGUCGUCAUUACAUCGUUUUUGGGUCCAUGCUGCUACUGUAUGUGGGAGAUUUUAUGAAUGUUUUUGUGUGAGCACCAAUGAAUAAACACAUAGUUAAAGGUU
This is a messenger RNA of Sphaeramia orbicularis (orbiculate cardinalfish), 3209 nucleotides long. Its product is annotated as EF-hand calcium-binding domain-containing protein 14. The record is from RefSeq and is a predicted model, not a curated record. The transcript is spliced from 9 exons. The coding region runs from base 583 to 1866 and encodes 427 amino acids. Lineage: Eukaryota; Metazoa; Chordata; Actinopteri; Kurtiformes; Apogonidae.